AAAAAUAAAAAAUGGAUGAACUAGAUGGUAUAUUUUCGAACUUAAAGAAUGAUAGAGGAGCGGAGCCCACCGAAACUCCUACUACUGAGUUAGAUCUGCUUUUAAAAAAAUUGGAAGGUUUUAAAGUUUCUUCACAAAGCUUUACACCUGGAAGCAGUGAAGAUAAAACUAUAAAGCAACAAGUCCAUGAAAAAAAAGAAAGUUCACAGAUUAUUUUACAAGAUGAACCUAAGAAUUCUUUAUCAAAAAAAACAAAUGUUGUGGAGGAGUCAAAAAGCUGUUUCCAGCCGUUAGUAGAUACGGAACUUGAUCUAGCUUUGGGGAGCAUCGAUACAGUUAUAGAAGAGUUGGAUGUUAUUAAAGACAAGGAAAUCGUUGAGAAUACGGCUCCCAUUGAUAAAGAUAUAAGAGACGUCCAAAUAAAAAGUGAUAAAGAACUUAAGCAAACUGUUUGCUUUCGUUGCCAGAAACCUAUUAUAGGCCAGCCUUUUUCCAUUCUUGGAAAAGAUUGGCACGAAACUUGCUUUUGCUGCUACACUUGUAAAAGCCAGCUCAACUCUAAGAAUUUUUUUGACUAUGGAGGGCUGCCGUACUGUCGCUCUGACUACAAUGCUCUGGUCUUUUUUAAGUGUGCGUACUGCGGAGAGUUAAUUGAGAACAUGUGCGUUCAUGCGCUAGGAAGAGUGUGGCAUCCCGACCAUUUUUUCUGUUCGCAAUGUGGAAGAGUAUUUAAGGACGAGAAUUACCGAGAAGUGGACGGUAAAGCGUACUGCGAGGAAGAUUACUUCCGCAUGUUUGCCCCAAAAUGUAAGGGCUGCGGUUUGCCCGUGAUGGACCAGCUUAUUUCCGCCAUGGACUGUGAUUGGCAUGAAGACUGCUUUCGCUGUGCUACAUGCAAUCAGCUCUUUGAAGAAGGCCUUUUCUACGAGCAUGCCGAGAAGCCUUACUGCUAUGAGCACUUCUGCGAAGUGCGAGGAAUGGUUUGUGAGUACUGUGGCAAACCCAUUUCCGACGACUACAUAACAGUUUCCAAUAAAAGACGGUUUCAUAGAGACCACUUUUUAUGCAACUUUUGCCACAAGAGGUUGGACAAAGUGGCUUCGAAAGAAAGAGAAUCGAAAUUUUAUUGCCUCCAAUGCCAUGUGCGUUUGUUUGAGUAAGGCGUGU
Molecule: messenger RNA, 1167 nt
Organism: Zophobas morio
Lineage: Eukaryota; Metazoa; Arthropoda; Insecta; Coleoptera; Tenebrionidae
Product: paxillin-like
Exons: 9
Coding region: 12-1160 (382 amino acids)
Biological process (GO): cell-cell junction organization; positive regulation of substrate adhesion-dependent cell spreading; cell-cell adhesion
Cellular component (GO): cytoplasm; focal adhesion; cell-cell junction
Source: RefSeq, a predicted model, not a curated record